Molecule: messenger RNA, 1683 nt
Organism: Trichogramma pretiosum
Lineage: Eukaryota; Metazoa; Arthropoda; Insecta; Hymenoptera; Trichogrammatidae
Exons: 2
Coding region: 104-1630 (508 amino acids)
Molecular function (GO): protein binding
Source: RefSeq, a predicted model, not a curated record
UUGUGCCAAUACGUGUUUACAAAUUAUUGGUUACGCUCUUGGCUCAACUUAAGUUGACAAGACAUGAGUAAGAGAAGCCAGUGUUGAUUUUCGUUCGUUUAGUAUGGGAAAUAAUCUUGAAUGGAGCAAAAGUAUUAAAAUCGUAUAUUCUGAAUUUUUCUUUGUGCGGAAAAUCAUGAGCAACGAAGUCUAUGAAGCGAGCAACAAUAAUGAUUUCGAACAAAUAGAUCAGCAUGGCAAAGUCGACUUAAAGAGUCUACGAAAAAAGUUCAAUUGGGAGAACAGAGAUGAGCGAUACGAUUUUCUUGAACAAUUCUACGAUUUGAUCGGUGUUUGGAAUAGCGAUGAAUAUCCAGAUUUCCGUGAUAUUUUUCGGACGGAAGAAAUUAAUUGGCUCUUUACAGAGGAUGUACACAUCGUCAACUUAAGCCAUGAAAACGAUGGCUCUAUCAUCAAGUUUGCGAUCAAAACAGGCUACAAGGACGAGCCCGAUGUUGGUAAAGACGGCAAGCCAUCGUUACUUCGCACCACAGCAGUGCAUCAUGCGGCUCAAUACAAGCUCGGUGACUGGGAUGAUGUGGUCAAUGAGCUUUUUAAAAUAUACGACAGAUUCGACGUGAAUUACACAGACGAGUCUGGCCUCACACAUUUUCAUGUGGCUUGCAUGGUUAACUGCAAAAAUGUCGUCGAAAAAUUUCUCGAGCUUGGCCAGGAUCCUAAUUGUCUGUGGCAAAAAACUGGUGAUUCGCCGCUACACUUGGCUCUGAACAAUACCUGCCCCGAGGUGGUCGAGUUACUGCUGAAACACGGCGCCGAUCCGAAUUUGGCUAACAACGACGGAUCUACAUCUGUACACAUUUUUAAGAUGAACUGGGACGGUGCCAUGGCGAAGAUGUUAUUUGAGUUUAGCAACGACAAAUAUCAUCCGAUACAGAUCGACGCUCUGGACAAGAAGGGUCGGACACCACUGCAAUUGGCCGUGGCGAAUAUCGUGCCGGAUAUGAUCUGUUUUCUGUUGGAUCAUGGUGCCAAUCUGUCUAAUUUCAUUUUUCCUAAAGAGAGUGACUUCGUUGAUGAGUUUAAAAUGUAUGGGACCGGAUCGGAUUGGCGUCAUUUUCUAAAAGAGUUAACAUCCGACAUGUUUGACACGAUCCAGUGCCUACAGAAAAUAGGAUAUGAAUUUGACCAGAGUGACGUCUUAACAAUAAUGAAAAUAUUCGCCAAGUAUGAAUUGUUCAAGAAGUCAGAAAAUGUCGAUGAACGUUUGAGCAAGGACGAACAGUUCGUUAAGUGGGCAAAAAAUGUGAUACUGAGUUCGAGUCUUUCGUUUUACGACUUGAUGCAAUUGCGACCAGAAAGAGCAGAGAAAUUAUUCACGCUUCAGGACUAUUUAAAGGUCAGAUCAAGUGGUAGACAUCAGAUUUUUGGUUCAGAGCUUUGGCAGGCGUGUACUACGCAUUUGAGUGAGAUACAGUUCAGAAGAUUUUUCCGGCGCUGGACGCUAGAAUUUUUUUUGACACUGACUCACUGCCAACUGCCAAUUCUCUGCUGUGAAAUAAUCAUGGGAAAGCUGAUGAACGAAGACUUGUGGCGUAUUUGUUUGGCGGCUACAGGUCAAAGCUUGGAAUAGCUUUUUCAUUUUCGAAUUUAGAUAAUGCAAAAAAGUGAAAAUAUCUACUACAA